GGCGAUUAGAAUGCCGGUGCUCACAGUCUGUUUCGGAACUUGGCGAGCGGCGGACGCCCAACCAGCAAAAAGAAUAUAAUAAAACGUUAACUAAAACGGAGAUCGUUAAAAUCAAAUUAAGCACAAUUGUGUAUUGUGGUGUGGUUCAAUUGAAUCUGUGAAUAUUAUGAAAUUUUUUUAAAUAAUUAUUCGAUUGGAAUUGUGAUAUCAAGCACGAUGAAUAAGAAAUUGCAGAUUGUUUCGAGGCAUGUGCUUCGUCAAGGACCCCUGCUCCAGGCUAUGCGCAGUGUGUCCACCUCUAUGCCCGUUCUCAUCAGCCACCGACAUCAUAUUGGUAAAGAGCCUCUAGUCUAUCGCACUGUGGGCCAGCAGUUGGAGCUGACGGCGUCAAAAUAUCCUGAUACGGAAGCCAUCGUGUCCUGCCAGGAAGGUAAGAGGUACACCUUUAAGAGCCUGCUGGAGGAGGUCGACCGGUUGGCGGCAGGAUUCCGGAGACUAGGACUGCGGCCCGGGGAUUCUGUGGGGCUGUGGGCGCCCAACUAUAUGCACUGGUACCUAGGCAUGAUGGCAUCCGCCCGGGCCGGACUUACCUCGGUUGGUAUCAAUCCAGCCUUCCAGGGCCCCGAGGUGGCCUAUUGCCUGAACAAGGUGAAUGUCAAAGCAAUUGUGGCGCCGGAGACGUUCAAGUCACAGAACUACUACGAGAUUCUGCGCAGCAUUUGCCCGGAGAUAGAAGAUGCGGAUCAGGGCAAGAUCAAGAGCGAGAAGUUCCCGCACCUACGCUCCGUGAUCAUCGACAGCAAGGACAGUCUCAAGGGCGCCCUGCGGUUCGACGAUUGCCUGGAUCUGGCCAGCAGUAGCGAACGUGAGGAGAUCGGCAAGUUGCAGGCCAAGAUCUGUCCGGAAAGUGCCUGCAACAUCCAGUUUACGUCGGGCACCACCGGCAGUCCCAAGGCGGCUGCUCUCUCCCACUAUAACUUCGUGAAUAACGGCAUCCAUGUGGGGACUCGCAACCAGCUCGAGGGGGAGAGAAUAUGCGUCCAGGUGCCACUGUUCCAUGCCUUCGGGGUGGUGAUCACGAUCAUGGCCGGCUUGAGCAAGGGUGCGACUCUGGUCCUGCCCGCGGCUGGCUUUAGUCCCAAGGACUCGCUGCAGGCCAUCGUCAAGGAGAAGUGCACUGUGAUACACGGAACGCCAACAAUGUAUGUGGACCUCGUGAAUACACAGCGGAAGCUCCAGGUGCCGCUGGGCAGAAUCAAGAAAGCCAUCACCGGUGGAGCCAUAGUCUCGCCGCAGCUCAUCAAGGACGUCAAGGAAGUCCUGGGCGUUGAGGCUAUGCACAGUGUCUUCGGUCUGACGGAGACAACAGCCGUCAUCUUCCAGUCCGUUCCCAACGACAGCGAGGACAAAGUACUCCAUACGGUGGGCCAUCUGCAGGACCAUGUCGAGGCCAAGGUAAUCGAUUCCGAUGGCAAGUGCGUGCCCUUGGGCCAGCCCGGAGAGCUGUGCGUCCGCGGGUACGUGACAAUGCUGGGCUAUCAUGGCGAUCCGGAGAAGACCGAGGAGACAAUUGGCAAGGACAAGUGGCUCCGCACCGGUGAUCAGUUCGUCCUGGAGGCCAACGGAUACGGACGCAUCGUGGGUCGCCUCAAGGAGAUGAUCAUCCGCGGCGGCGAGAACAUAUUUCCCAAGGAGAUUGAAGACUUUUUAAACACCCAUCCGCAGGUCAUCGAAGCUCAUGUGAUUGGAGUACCCGAUGAGCGGCUGGGGGAGGAGCUCUGCGCAUUUGUCCGCCUCAACGAGGACAUUGAUCCUGCGACCUUCACCGUGGAGGCGUUGCGAGCAUACUGCAAGGGCAAACUGGCGCACUUCAAGAUACCGCGCUAUGUGUUCCCCGUCGAGGCAUUCCCCAAGACCACCUCUGGCAAGAUCCAGAAGUUUAAGCUAGUGCAAGAGUUUAAGGAGCGCGUGGGCCAGGAUCGUGAGGCCGUUAGAGUUUAGA
This is a messenger RNA of Drosophila pseudoobscura, 2002 nucleotides long. RefSeq names its product Acyl-CoA synthetase family member 2 (gene Acsf2). The transcript has 3 exons. Gene Ontology annotation, biological process: fatty acid metabolic process. Bases 217 to 2001 code for a protein of 594 amino acids. The record is from RefSeq and is a predicted model, not a curated record. Gene Ontology annotation, molecular function: medium-chain fatty acid-CoA ligase activity. NCBI's taxonomy places the organism in Eukaryota, Metazoa, Arthropoda, Insecta, Diptera, Drosophilidae.